Closterium sp. Yama58-4 is the source of this 1267-nucleotide messenger RNA. Lineage: Eukaryota; Viridiplantae; Streptophyta; Zygnematophyceae; Desmidiales; Closteriaceae. The record is from the annotation of a GenBank genome assembly.
GCUGGUGUUUGUGUUCAGCCAGGACUUCACGGUGUUUGGAGGCAGCCUAUCGGAGACCCAUGCGAGCAAGAUAGUCAAGAUCAUGGAGAAGGCAAUGCUUGUGGGAGCACCUGUCAUAGGCAUCAACGAUUCGGGGGGAGCUCGUAUUCAGGAGGGCGUUGUGUCGCUUGCCGGCUAUGCCAACGUGUUUCAGCUGAACGUGCUGGCAUCGGGAGUCAUUCCGCAGCUCUCCCUCAUCAUGGGGCCCUGCGCAGGUGGUGCUGUCUACUCGCCUGCUCUCACAGAUUUUGUGGCCAUGACUCGAGGCACGGCGUACAUGUUUGUCACGGGGCCUGACGUGGUGAAGCAAGUCACAUUUGAGGACGUCACCCGGGAUGAGCUGGGAGGAGCAGACGUGCAGUCCAAGUCAGGAGUGGUGCACCUGGCGUAUGACAACGAACUCGAUGCUCUUGCGAGGGUCCGGGACCUCUUUGACUUCCUGCCGCUCUCCAAUCAGCAUGCGCCACCGUUGCGACCCAACUUCGACUCCCCCAACCGUGUGUCGCCCUCACUGGACUUUGCUGUGCCGCGGGACCCCAACACGGCAUAUGACAUGGUGGAGAUCAUCGAGCAGGUGGUGGACGAUGGGGAGCUGUUUGAGGUGCAGGGCGGCUUUGCACGGAACAUCCUUAUUGGAUUCGCGAGGCUGGACGGGGGCACGGUGGGAGUGGUGGCAAAUCAGCCCAAGGAGCAGGCGGGCUGCCUCGAUAUCAACGCCUCCAUUAAGGGAGCUCGGUUCGUGCGCUUCUGUGAUGCGUUCAACAUCCCCAUCCUCACCUUCGUCGAUGUCCCAGGCUUCCUCCCAGGCACGGAGCAGGAGCACAACGGGAUCAUCAGGCAGGGGGCGAAGCUGCUGUACGCGUAUGCAGAGGCCACGGUUCCGAAGCUCACUGUCAUCACUCGCAAGGCUUAUGGAGGGGCAUACGAUGUGAUGAGCUCGAAGCACCUGAGGGGCGACGCCAACUACGCGUGGCCAUCAGCAGAGAUUGCAGUGAUGGGCGCCAAGGGCGCAGCGGAGAUCCUGCACAGGGGCAGCGUGGACCUGGAGAGCCUCACAGCCGAGUACACACCCAAGUUCGCCAACCCGUACAGUGCGGCGCAGCUGGGGUAUGUGGACGCCGUCAUCAUGCCGAGGGACACACGGAAAGUGCUCUGCAAGGAGAUGGCCCGACUUAGAAACAAGAAACUGGCCAAUCCGUGGAAGAAGCACGACAACAUGCCACUGUAA